This is a messenger RNA of Prorocentrum cordatum, 2802 nucleotides long. The record is from the annotation of a GenBank genome assembly. NCBI's taxonomy places the organism in Eukaryota, Dinophyceae, Prorocentrales, Prorocentraceae.
AUGGAGGAGGCCCUCCGACUGAUGGAGGCCAGGCUGACUGCGGCGGAGCAGCAGAUCGCAGAGAGGACGGCCGAGCUCACGGAGGCCAAGCGGGUCAUCGACCAGCUGAGCACCGCGGCGCCCGCUGCAGCUGGAGCCGCGGCCGCGCCUCAGCAGCCUAGCCGAGGCGAGAGCUCUCUCGUGGACACGAGGGCUCUGGGCAAGCCGCCGCUGUUUUCAGGCGACCUGACGGCGGACGGCAAGCCAGAGGGAGGUCUGGCGUGGCCGCAGUGGUCAUUCACCUUCAGGGCCUACGCUGGCGCGUUCGACCCGACCUGCAGGGACGCGCUGGAGUACGCAGCCAACAAGGUCGACGACGAGCAGCAGAUCAGCAAUGUGACGAUGGACCUGAACGACAAGAAGCUCUCGUCGCAGAUCUACUACGUGCUGGCACUCACGUGUCGUGGGCGAGCGCUGUCGGUGGUGCAGCGCGUCCCAGAGGGCUGGGGCGUCGAGGCGUGGAGGCAGCUGUGCCGCGAGUUCGAGCCCAGGCUGCCGAGCCGCUUCCAGGGCAUGCUGCAGAGGCUGCUCGACCCUGUGCGAGGCCCGGACAUGUUGGAGAGCAUCUACACUUGGGAGCGCCAGCUGAAGGUCUACGAGGAGCAGUCUGGCGACCAGAUGGCUGACUCGAUCAAGCUGGCGACUUUGACCAACAAGCUCUUGGAUGGCCCCCUGAAGACCCACGUCAACCUCCAGGUAGGCCGCCUGCAGACGUACGAGGCUGCGAAGGCCGAGGUGAUCUCGUACCUUCGCGCGACGGCCAACCAGGAGGAGGAGCCAGUACCCAUGGAGUUGAACCCUGGUAAGAACAAGAAGGUCUGCUUCUACUGCGCCAAGCCGAACCACACGAAGCAGGAGUGCAGGAUCUUAGCGAAGGACCGAGCAAGCAAGGACAUCAAGCCAGACAAGUCUGGACGCUACGCAGGCAAGCCAGUCGACAAGAUCACAGGCAAGCGCCUCGAGAGCGAGAAUGGCGACACGGCGGCGUUGACGGCCCUGUCUGACGACGGCUACUACUACGACGAGCAGGAUGGCUUCGUGUUCGCGCUGAUGGAGGGCGAGAGCUCCAACGAGAUCGAGACGGGUUACUGUUACGCCCUCGAGGGCGCCGACUUCGACCUGCUCUUUGACACGUGUGCUGCAAGGAGCGUCUGCCCACCCUCGUGGGCGCCUGAGGUGGCCAUCAAGGAGUGCCGUGGGACGGUGCUCUACCAGGCCGACGGCAACGAGCUUAAGCACUACGGGAAGAAGGAGGUGAGCAUGACGGAUCAGAACUCUGGCGAGCCGCUGACAGUGAGCUUCGAGGCCAAAGGGGUGCGCAAGCCGAUCAUGGCAGCGAGUUCUGCAGUUGAUGCGGGCUACGGUGUGUGGCUGUACGACGGAGGGAGCUACAUCGUGAAGCCCGAGCAGGCGAAGGACUUGGCGAGCCACGUGAAGGACAACAUCGGCAAGGGCAAGUCCAUCGCGCUGAAGCGGAACAACGGCAUCUUCGUCAUCCCAGCUCGUCGGUGCUCGACUGGCGAGCUGUGCCCGACGACGGAGAAGAGCGACGAGCCGAAGCACGUUGGCGGACGGCCCAAGGUGGAGCUCGAGGACAGCGAGGAGGCCAGGAGCGCGACCACCAAGAAGGUAGCGGUCUGGCCGAGCGCAGACGAGAGGGCAAAGCACGAGGUCACUCACUGUCCAUUCCGUGCCUGGUGCAGGUACUGCUUGACGGGCCAGGCGACCGAGGAUCAGCACAGGAGUCAGGAGUCCGUCUCGACCGUCGCGAAGCUCGCGCUGGACUACUGCUUCCUAGCGCGGGAGGGCGAGCUGCAGAAGGCGACGAUACUAGUCAUCGUGCUGAGGCCUCCAGGCGCUAUUGGAGCCACGCAGGUGUCGAAGAAGGGAGUUGACGACGUUGCAGUGGAGUUCGUACUCUUCCACCUCGAGGCAUGGGGUGUUGGAGAGGUCGUCCUGAGGGCGGACCAGGAGCCCGCCAUCCAGGCACUGCUAGGCGAGCUACGCCGACGUCGGGUGGAGCACCACCGCACGACAGUCGAGAAGUCCACGAAGCACGACAGCAAGGCGAACGGCGUGAUCGAGGCCGUGGUGCGUAGAGUGGAGUCACUCACCCGCACGUACGUGGCCGUCAUCGAGGAGAAGUUCAAGACCAAGGUGACGAGUCAGUCGGUGGUCCUGCCGUGGCUGGUCAGGCAUGCGGCCUACGUCCUCACGAGGUUCGUCACGAAGAGCGACGGAAGGAGCGCUUGGGCGACGAUCAAGGGCAAGGAGUUCGCGUCGCCCGUGGAGUGUGUGGGCGAGACUGUGGACUUCAAGCUGAUCCGCAAGGACCAGUCGAAGCUCGACCCGCGCUGGGCCACAGGAGUGUUCCUCGGGCGGAGGGACGAGAGUGAUGAGGUCAUCGUGGGCACGGCGCGAGGGGUCGAGUUCAGCAGGACGUUCAGGAGGCGCGACGACAGCGAGCGGUGGGUCCAGGAGGAGUUCAGGACGUUCAUCGGUGUGCCCUGGAACCCGAGAGCGCCUACGACGGAGACACCGGUGGUGAGUACGAGAAGGAGGUACAUCACGCGUGCCCUGAUCCAGGAGCACGGCGAGAGCCCAGACUGCCCAGCUUGUCUGGGGCUGUCCAGCGUGCACACGGUGGCGUGCAGGGCUCGGUUCGAGGAGAUCUUCAAGGCGAAGGCUGAGCAGCCGAUCCAGCUGCAGCCAGCUGUGGGCCAGUACCACAACAAGCAGCUCCCGCACCGCAGCAGGAGAUAA